AUGUCACGUAACCGGCUUUUAAAAGGGUCAGUCUUACUGACUCUUACCGGCGGUGACACCGCAAUCGAUCGUUGUACAAUAAUUAAAGCAGUUGGUGAUAUUGUCGGGUCAACAGAUGAUAUCGAUUCAAUAGGUAAUUUAGGUUCGACCAGGGAAUGGUUUAUUAUGUUUAGUACGCAAACUGCACAACAAACUUUGUUACAGAAAAAUGAAUUAAGAACACCCAAACAAACGUUUUCUGUACAAUCACCAUUUCAGGAAUUUAAAACAAUUCGUUUGCUGGGCGUACCGACAACAAUUAAAGAUGAUUAG
Messenger RNA from Didymodactylos carnosus, 312 nucleotides. NCBI's taxonomy places the organism in Eukaryota, Metazoa, Rotifera, Eurotatoria, Philodinida, Philodinidae. The record is from the annotation of a GenBank genome assembly.